This is a messenger RNA of Drosophila bipectinata, 1671 nucleotides long. RefSeq names its product acyl-coenzyme A diphosphatase Fitm (gene Fitm). Gene Ontology annotation, molecular function: coenzyme A diphosphatase activity. Gene Ontology annotation, biological process: lipid droplet organization; lipid storage; phospholipid biosynthetic process. Lineage: Eukaryota; Metazoa; Arthropoda; Insecta; Diptera; Drosophilidae. The record is from RefSeq and is a predicted model, not a curated record. Gene Ontology annotation, cellular component: endoplasmic reticulum membrane.
CUGGCAGCGCGUUCACAUCGUGCAGCUGUUCUAUUUUUUACAGGCGCAACACGUAAAUUCUGGUCAAAAUAAAAAGAGCUGAAGAACGGAUAAAAACAAAGGAAGACAAAGGAAUAGGAUCACCAAUAAUCACCCCUCAGGGUUUGGCCCACAUUUCCGGACAGUUGCAUCUUCGCAUAACCAAAAACGGCCAAAACAACGCACUUGACGUUGAUCCUCCUCGGCCAGCUCUAAAUUUUCCAUGGCCACGAAACGUCGACCUUUACGUCCCAAUCUGGGAGGCAGUAACAGCUCGGGACCCAGUUCGGGCUCAAACAUGAACUUCAGACCUGGAGGACCUGACAUCACCAGGGCGGAGGCUCGGGGAACGAGACCUACGGCGGCCCCCACUAGCAUCCGGGAGAUCCUAGUCAUGGGCGUGAUACAUCUGUGCAAGAAAACCAUAUUCUUCAAUACAGACCUGAAAGUGGCCCUUUAUCUGGGCAGUCUGUUUGUGAUCUCCGUCAUUGGGGACUUUGUCCCCUUUCCGAAGACCUACUUUGCCAGAUCGGACAACCUUUUCAAUAUGUAUUUUGUUAAGGUCGGCUGGGGUUGGACCCUGCUCUUUGCCGUGCCGUUCCUGGUGCUUUCCGCCUACACGAUUACAUGCGGUGACCACAAGAAAAUGCUGAGGCAUCACUUCCCGCGUAUCGUGAUUGCUACCUUCUUCUGGUUCUUCUGGACAAAGCUCUUCAAUGUUGUGGAAACAUCAUAUGGACGCUGUACUGUAAAAGGCUUCCAAAGCAAGUCCAGUUGUUUAAAAGCGGGUCAUCUAUGGCACGGAUUCGACAUAUCCGGGCAUGCUUUUAUAUUGAUCCACUCAAGCUUGGUGCUCAUCGAGGAGGCGCGCCCCAUCAUCCGCUGGGAAACGAUCAAGGAACACAUCCGUAAUGAAGUGCACAACCGCAGCUCCGCCGAGGUCUCAGGAUCCAAUCCCUUGAGAGGCCUAAACGAGGAGCAAAUGAGGAGCCUGCAGUUCUUGUACAAGCGUCUAACGCCCAUCAUCCGCACCCUGUUCAUCGGCAUGGCGGCGCUUCAGUUGCUUUGGGACAUCAUGCUGGUCGGCACAAUGCUGUAUUACCACCGCAUGAUCGAGAAGGUGAUCAGCGGCAUCAUUGCGAUCCUUACCUGGUACUUUACCUAUCGUUUCUGGUACCCCACGUCGGGCUUGUUGCCAGAGGCUCCUGGAAGCGGAAGUUUUAGCUAUCAGCGGGAGCCGCCCAGCUUUCCGUUCAAGCGACCCUCGCAUUUAUCGACUGGAACGGCUGCCAGUGGAGGAGCUAGCACGUCUCGGGCCAACCUUAAUGGCAAGGCGGCCACGGCGGGAGUACCUAGAGAUCAACAGAUUCCUACCUUUAUGGGAAUGCCUCUGUUCACAAACGCAAAGGCUGCCAGUGCUGCCGCCACUGCGUUGCAAUCGGAGCAACAGAAAAGAGAUCGUGACCAGCAGCCACAGCAGCUGGACAGUUGAUCCUUCUGAGAGGCAGGAGAUCGAAUGACAAAAAGCAUAGCAGGAAUUGACAAUUAGGUGACGGAUUGGAAUGGAAUUUAUACCAAAUUUUUGUAUAUUCAGCGACGAUGUAACGAUGAAACGAUAAUGAUAUUCUAAGCAGCUCGAGGCUGGCACUGGUU